Molecule: messenger RNA, 3982 nt
Organism: Brassica napus (rape)
Lineage: Eukaryota; Viridiplantae; Streptophyta; Magnoliopsida; Brassicales; Brassicaceae
Product: protein SPEAR4
Exons: 6
Coding region: 461-1333 (290 amino acids)
Molecular function (GO): DNA-binding transcription factor activity
Source: RefSeq, a predicted model, not a curated record
UUAGAUCUAUUUUUUAAAAAAUCACACAUGAAUGAAGGUUGUGACUUAUGUUUUAAUAUAUAAGAUUAUAUUUUUAAUAAACAUGAAAACUCUAAAAAAUGUUACUUUCGGAAAAAGAAAGAGUAUAUAAUUACGGAAAUAAAUGUGGAUUCAUGAUCUCUCUCUCCAAGUGUUCAAGAAUGAGAGAGAGGGAGAGAUCUUAAGAAAGCUCAAAACAUGGAGUUUUAAAAUUCCUUAAAUCCCUAGAACUUUUCUCACGACGAAACAAGAGGCGAUUUCAUCUCAGAUUUACUUCCCUUUAACCUUUCCGAUUUUUAAUGAUUUUAUUUCUUUCUCCUUUUGCCACAAAUUUUCUCCACCACUUUUUUUCUUACAUAAAUUGCACUCAAUCAUUUCUCCGUGUAUAAAAUGAUAACCUAGAAAUAAGUACGUAAAAGUAAGAAAGGAAAAGGAAAGAAAAAUGUUUAGCAAGACAAGCAGCAGAAACUAUGAAGAUGAUUACUCUGGUUCGUGUCUGAAAAAACAGAAGCGUGAUGACACUGGAAGAAGAAGAGUUCCUCGAAGAGGUCCUGGUGUUGCCGAACUCGAACAGAUCCGUCUCGAAGAGCAACAAAUCUCUACAGCUUCACCACUUCCUCCACCAGAAAAACCUCCGUCGGUGGGGAUUAUUCCUACCACCACGAAGAGAACCGGUCCGGUUUACCCGUUCUCGUCUUAUUUGUCAACCGGAUCUUUCCCGGAUGAUUUAAUUCCACCACCUCCAGUGUUUCAGAGGAAUCACGAUGAAUCCUUUAACACUCUCCCACCGAUGAAUCUACCAAAUCCACGAUGUUAUCAGUUUAUAGAGCCCCCUUCAAACCAAACAUCUUACCAACACAAUGUCUCUCCUUUUCCAGAAAAAGAAAAGAUCCUGUCUUCAAAAGGGCCAUCGCAAUUUAUCGCAGAAACUAGGAAAUGUAACGUUCGACCGACCCUAACUAUCCCAAGAGAUGGUAAGCAAAUCAAGUCACUAGACCAAAAAUUGAAAAUUCAUUUUCAAGAUUCUGGAACCACAAUUAGAUAUCCAAUCACCACUGAUUCUCCUUCACCAGCAACUCUUCUUACACAACCAAUUAUGCCAAAUUUUUCACUCGAUUUCCCGCAUUUUAUACAUAAGGAGGGGUUUAAUCAUGACAUCAUGCCACAAAGGAACGGUACUGAUAUUUCCUCAAGCAGAAAACCGUUCUACAGCUUCUUGCCCGCAAAUGAGCAGAGAACUCGCUACCAAGAUCUAUCAUUUCGCUUGAAAACUGAGAGCACUGAUCACGGCAUUGAUCUUCGCCUUAUGUUAUAAAAACUGAUUUUCUAGGCAAAUUUCAAAAACUUAAUUUGAAUCUUUUUCAGUUUGUAGUUUCCGAUAUAUUAAAAAAAUAUCUGUGUGCCAAAGGUUUGGCUUUGUUUCUUCUCGAAUAGCCAAAAAUGAUGCAAGUGAAAAAAAUCUCCUUAUGGCUACUUCCACCUCCAAGAUUAAUAAUCUAUAUUGCGUACAUUCUUAAUUAUAUAAUAUUCGAAUGUUUACACCAAUUAGAAUUAUAACGUAGAACAUGAACAAGUUUGAAAACUUGUAGAGACAGCUCUUAACUAGAGACUUCAGAAAUGGAGAUAGAAAAGGAGAAGAGAUAAAGUCGAGACUCGAGAGCAAAGGCUAACACACAUAUCCAAAACGGGUAAGUCGACCUCACUAGCUGAAAUGUCUAUUAUAAAGCCAACGAUCAUAACAAUGAUAACUUCAAUAGAAUAAUCCCACGUCAAUCCUAUACAAUCGUCAAUAUACUUGAAAUUCUAAUCAAAUUUUGCAGUGUAACGUCAUUGUAAAUACACACACAAACAAAAAACUACUUUACGUACUUUUGAAUUUUGAGUAUCGAUAUCAACGUUUUAAUCAAUGGUGUUUGAAAAAGCUAACACUACAAGAAUUGUCCAAAACAGUUGCGGAUGGGCGACAGGAUUCUCGUAGUCAUGGCUACUAACUAUGCAAAUAACGAGAGAUGGCAAUUACUUUAUGGGAAUUUGCAUUGUAUGAAGCAAAAUAAAAUUAUAAUUCACCAUCUAACAAAUUAACCUGACUUCCACACAUAUACCAUAUAUUUUAGAUAAUAUUACAGUUAUAUCCUUCUCCACAACCGGCGUAACCUGCAACAAAAAUUAAAUAAACUAAUAAUUGGUCAAUAGAAAAAAUAAAGCACGGCCUCACGGUUUUCACACAUCACUCUUUGAUAAGUUUUUAUUUGUUAAAUCGGAGGAGAAUGUGGAUUCUUUCGUUGACGGAAACUGCAACGCCAUCGAUUUCCAUGGAGACGUUUUGUUGAGAAGAAGACCAUUUUCGAAAGCUCGGUCGGUAACGAAAAGGAGAGGCUUCUUGGAUUCUGAAAGUGACGGCCGUGUGAGAAUGACGGAAUGGGAGGGGCGGCAUCAUGAGUUAAUGCUUGAAGGUGGACCUGUAAAUAUGUGGUCGUGUCAUAAAAAAGAGAGAUGAUGGCUCAUCGACUUUAUGUGGUGGUGAAAAUAAUGAUGGUGGAUCAGUAAGUGUGUAUCACCAUGUCUUCAAAAUAGAGGAGGUGAGGAAGAUGAAGUCGCCAACUAUACUAUGUAUAGAAGGUCCAUACCAUUUUAUAAAGGGUACAUACUAUGUAUUAUAUAUUGUACAUGAAAAACAAAAUAUUAUAAAAUAUUAUAUAUUUCAGAUUUUGAUUUUAUUUUAAAUAUAUAUUAUAUUUUAUAUUUGGGUUUAGGAUUCAGUGGCUAGAAUUUAGAGUUUAGUGAUUAUGAGUUGGGGUUGGGAUAGAGUUUUAGUAUUUAGGGGUUGAGAGUAGAAUUAGGGUCCUAUACUAUUUUGGCUAUAUGAAAUAGAAUACUAUUAAACUAAUUUAGAAUAAAAAUGUGAUUUUACGGUGAAUAUGCAUGUAUUAUGUUUUCAAGUUGUAUCAUUGAUAUGAAUAUUGGUUGCGUUAACUACACCGACACAAGUGAUUUACAAACUCAAAAUAUCAUUUCAUUAACCACAUCCACAUAUAUAUAUAUAUAUAUAUAUAUAUAACAAACUAAUUUUAUUUAAAAUAUUAUAACUAUAUAUCAUAGUUUAUAUUUGUGUUUAGGUUUAGUGAUUGGAGUUUAGGGUUUAGUAUUUAGGGGUCGGGUUGGGAUUGGAGUAAUGUUAAGGAUUUAUGGGUUAUGUGUCGUACCAUCAGUUCCAUCACCUAUACUAUUUUGGUGAUAAAAGUUGUUCUUCCCCUUAUCAUGCGGUCCACCGGGGGGACUUAGCAGUCGAAUAUUAUGCUCAUGAUCGUCAACGUCUAUUCCACCAGUCUCAAAUAUAAUUGUUUUGGGACCAAGUAGUCAUGUACUACUUUAAAGGUAUGGAACAAAACAUUCAAAAACUUCCAGACCGUGUUUGUGCCUUUCGGUUCAUUUGUGUUGCUCGGUUCGUUUUAGGCACAGUCAGUUGUAGAGAUCCCAAACUUGUGCCAUUCAUCAUCUAAGAUGGACGUAAUACAUAUGCAAUAACUAGAUUGUAAAUAACGUGGGUGGCUGGCUUCGCAGGUGAAUAGUGCUAAUUAAUUUUUGUCCAUAUCUUGCGUCGUAGACGUGAUCCUUUCUCUUCUUUGUUAACUGGGUACUUGCAGAUGAAAAAGGUAUAAUCGGCUAAUAUGUGAACACAAAUGUUAGUUUGUUAGUUAUGUUAAAAUCAUUGCUAUCUACUUAAUAUUACUUCUAAAUUUGGUUAGAUAGCAAAUAAGCCAUUACUUUAUCUAGCUAAGUAAAAAAAAUUACAGUUUGAGGCAAUUAGUUGUUAUAGCCGUACAGAAAAAGUUGGUGUGUUUCUUCAAAUCUUAUAGCCGUACAGAAAACGUUUGCCUUGUUUAUUUGUACAUGAUUCUGUUUUUUUUUUCCUUUGUAAGACAUUACACAUACGAAAACAACCAACUUCAAAAACAAAGUAAUA